AUGAUCAGAAUCUACUCAUCCGACACAUGGCCAUCGCGGAUUUUCUGGUGCCUUGUCGUGGUCACUUGUUUGGUUCUCUUUUUAUUACAUUCCGGUAUGAUGCUCGAAUUCUACCACUCAAAGCCAACUUUCCGGCAAUACACAGAUGAGCCCCUGCAGCUAGAAGAUUUACCCUUUAUCACAAUAUGCAAAGAGAAUGGGUACACUGCAAUGAAAAAUAUUAGCCUAAAAGAAGAGGAGUUCGAUGUGGCGUUUCGCGUGAUGCGACAAGAAUUUUUGACCGUUGACGAAUAUGAGAUUUUGCGGCGACUCGAAAAUGAGAGGAGAGUCACUGCGGAGGAGUUGUACACGAGUUUGAGUCUGACGUGUAAAGAACUUCUCAAAACGUUGAAAGUGAGCGGAAAGGGGUAUGAUGCUUGUGAAUUUGCGAGCGAAGAUCUCACUGAGUAUGGAGUCUGUUGGACUGUGGGGAAAUGGCCGGCGAGAAGGGCGAAUGAUCGAGUCGAGAUCGUCAUCAAGAACACAAAGCCAGCUUCAAACAUCAUUGUGCAUGUUCACAGUCGUUUGGUGCAACCAAGCGUGAUGGCUAAAGGACUUUACAUACCGAAAGAUCGAAUCGCACACAUGAUCGUUCAACCAAAUAUGGUCGACUCUUUGGAAAUCGGUUCCUGGGGCACUUGCAGCAAAGAGUGGAGUCCGAAUAUUCAAUUGGGUGAAAAUUAUACGCUCACCAAUUGUUUUCGUCAUUGUAUGGCGCAGCAGUUCUUGGAAGCAUGUGCAUGUGUGCCAUAUCAUUUGAAAGCAUUCGGAGAGCCGAUUUGUACACUCGGAGAGAUGCACACGUGUAGAAGAGCCGGUUACGUAGCUGGGAGUAUGGGUUUAUUCCUGGGAAUGAGCUGUGUGACACUACUUGAGAUUUUCAUGUUCUUGUUCAAAGUCGCUUGGGGAACUGUCAAUGACAAUCGACAUAAAGAGUUUUUCGAUCGAAUGCUAGAAGGAACGGAGAAAAAACGAGAGCCACAACUGAAGCAACAAAUCAUCAUUGCUUCUAGAAAAAACUCUGCUGCCUCCGAUUCCUCUGAAAGUGAUUCCUCGGAAUGUACGAUUGUUGAAGAAAAUAUUGGAAUCGUUUUCGAUGAAAAGAGAAAAGCGUCAAUCUUUCGAAUGCCGGAUUCAGUUAUACAGCCACGAAACAAAUUCUUGGAGCGAGUGCGAAGCAGUACGAACACCUCGAUUAAAUCGGGUGGAAAAGCUAGGGGAGCGUUUGGAAUCCCCGAUCCGACAAAUUUGAACACUCGACGAAGAUUGUCUCAUUUUCCGGGUAUCGGAUUU
This is a messenger RNA of Mesorhabditis belari, 1332 nucleotides long. The record is from the annotation of a GenBank genome assembly. Lineage: Eukaryota; Metazoa; Nematoda; Chromadorea; Rhabditida; Rhabditidae.